UUAAUUAUAUAAAAUGCGCAAAGAGAAAGUCAUCUUAUCUAAUUUGUAUUCUACCUCUGUCAAGUAUAAAGUUUAAAAUAGCUUAAAGUUUAUUUCAAGUUGAAUACACAUAUACAUACAUACAACUUGCAACUUUCUUUAUCGCAUCUCGGGUCGUCGUAUCUUUUGAACCUUAUAUUAAUAAAAAUUGCGCACGUGAUCACCUCAAUAUGAGAGGAAUCAUCUAAGAAAGUGCGAUGUUCUGAUUUCUCUUACAGGACAAAUAUACCGAAGGAAAUAAUGCAGAUACCUGAUUUUCCCUUUAAAAAUCAGGGGGGUCCAUCUUUUGCUCAUCAUAGUCUAAUAAGGGAAUAUCUUUUGGACUAUGCAAAACAGUUCAAUCUCUAUCCUUACAUUAAAUUGAAUACCCUGGUGAAAAACGUGGAGCCGGAGAUUUUGAAAAACGGCCAGACGCUGUGGACGGUGACAUACAAGGAUUUGGAAUCCAAAGUAGAGACCACUAAAACUUUUGAUGCCGUUGUGUUGUGCAACGGUCAUUACACUAUCGGUCAUGUUCCGCAUACUCCAGGUAUCGAAAGCUUCCACGGUGAAUGCAUUCACAGUCAUCAAUACAGAAUGCCGGAGAUAUAUGCUGGCAAAAAGGUCUGCAUACUCGGCGCGUCCUGGUCCGGUAUUGAUAUCGCAAUGGAAGUCUCACAAUACGCUGACAAAGUGUAUUUAAGUCAUAAUUGGACGGAACAUUUUAACUCGAAGAUGUCGAGCAACGUCGAGCAAAGACCCAAUAUCGAAUCCAUCCAAGGAAACGUCUUCAUCUUCCGCGAUGGCUCCUCGGCGGAAGUGGACAGUUUCAUAUAUUGCACUGGUUACAAAUUCACGUAUCCCUUUAUGUCAACUAAAGUUGAGAUACGUACGGAUGAUAACCACGUGGAACCCAUCUACAAACAUCUGGUGCACAUGGAUUACACGAGUCUGUUCUUCAUGGGUUUACCAGCGAUCGUGGUACCAUUCCCAAUGUUCCACAUUCAAGCACAAUACAUUCUCGCAGUUCUCGAAGGCCGUAUUCAAUUGCCAUCGCCGCAAAGAAUGCGCGAGGAAUACGAGAUCGAGAAGAAGUCACUAUUGGAGCAAGGCAUUCAGCUGAGACAUAUCAAUAAACUCAAAGACAGGCAAUGGGCUUACUACGACGAGAUCGCGGCCGCUGCCAAUGUGCCGAGUUUUCCACCGGUGAUCAGGAAAAUCUUCGAUCACGUUAGCGAUAUGCGUGACAUAAACUUCACUACUUACAAAAAUUAUCAAUAUUGCAUCAUCGACAAUGAGAACUUCAGCGUGUCUUACUGUAAACCUUGUUAGGGUCUACGUAAAAGAAAAAAAAAAAAGGAAAAUGAAUGUAAU
Messenger RNA from Formica exsecta, 1392 nucleotides. Its product is annotated as flavin-containing monooxygenase FMO GS-OX-like 3. NCBI's taxonomy places the organism in Eukaryota, Metazoa, Arthropoda, Insecta, Hymenoptera, Formicidae. The record is from RefSeq and is a predicted model, not a curated record. The transcript has 5 exons. Bases 280 to 1350 code for a protein of 356 amino acids. Gene Ontology annotation, molecular function: NADP binding; flavin adenine dinucleotide binding; N,N-dimethylaniline monooxygenase activity.